Molecule: messenger RNA, 1311 nt
Organism: Nylanderia fulva
Lineage: Eukaryota; Metazoa; Arthropoda; Insecta; Hymenoptera; Formicidae
Product: mitochondrial import inner membrane translocase subunit Tim13
Source: RefSeq, a predicted model, not a curated record
GGCGAACCUCACGUGCUCUCGCUUGUGCGGCUGGGAAGGUGAGGUUAGAUGCGAGUCGUAAAGGUCCUGUGUUGCGGACGAUCACAGGACUCUUACAAAAUUUUAUUCUUGUCAUUCGAUAUAACUUCCCUCUUCUCCGUUCCGCAAAAUUUCGAGAAUGGACGCGUUGGCGCCGGGAAAUUUGACGGGCUCGCAGCGAGAAGAGUUGAUGCAGCAAGUGAAACAUCAGAUGGCAAUCGCCAAUGCUCAGGAACUGCUCACGAGAAUUACGGAAAAAUGUUUUAAAAAAUGUAUAAGCAAGCCGGGCACUUCGCUGGACACUUCAGAACAGAAAUGCAUAGCAAUGUGUAUGGAUCGAUACAUGGACUCUUUUAAUCUUAUAUCAAAAACGUAUAGUGAACGAAUCCAAAGAGAGCGUAAUAGACUGUAAAUAUGAAAAUUUAUGAAAAUAUAUUGUUAUUUGGUAUCCAUACUGUCAUUUAAUGGCACAAUCAAUGGGUCAUAUAGUGUUCAUUAGUUAUUACAGACAUACUUUUUUUAUACAAAAUUCAUGCAAAAAGUAUGAGGUUCACAAACAAAACGAAAAAAAAUACAUUAUUAUUUUUCACAUGAGAAAUUGAUUGAAAUAUACUAUUGUAAAUUAUGUAUAAUACAAUUAAAGUACACUUGUAAUAUAACAUUGCUAUCUAUAAUUAAAAAGUACAGAAACUCAGUUACUUACAAAGUGUAUAAUUACAUAUUUUACAUAGUGAUAAAAAUAUAUUUGUUAAUGCUGUAAAGAAAUACUCUGCCUAUCGUUAUAACAAUUGUAAUAGAAUAAAUUGUCUUUAUAGGAGUGUAAAUUAAUGAAAAAAAGCUAGACUAUUGCAAAAGAGAAAAAUCUUUAUAAAAUAAAUAACAUAUACAUGUGUGUGAAUACAUAUUAUUACAUCAUUAUUUGAAAAUCAUAAAUAAGUAACAUAGGUGUUUUGUAAAACCCACAGUAUUCUUAUAUAUUUUUGCAUUCUUUAUAAUUAUCUCAUACACACUAAAAGGCACGGUAUAGCUACCAAUGUUUCAACGUGGUUACAAAAUAAUUAUCUGCGACCAUGAUAUUGUAGAGAAGUACUGUAUAAAGCAGAUUAUUAUCAUUAAUACUUCAUUCGCGUGAAAUUUCAAACUGUGGAUUAUGAAUAACUAUGACUACGGUUACCUAUUUAUCUACCCCGAAAUAUCGAGCUUGUCACUCCAUUAAAUGUGCAUUUAAACACCACUGUGUGUCAUAUAUCUACAUACAUUUUCCGUAAUAAAAUUAUUACUUGAUUUAAUAUA